AUGUCAUUUAUUAAGACUGUUGAUUCUUCUGAUGUGAUAAAAACUGUCGAUGCAUUGUUUAAUUUGUUUGGUGAUGUUAUUGAGUGGGUUGGGUCUAGUAACAUUGUGCAUGUGGUCACUGAUAAUGCUGCUAAUUAUACAGAAAUUGUUCGACCAGGAGUCACACAUUUUGCCAUUGUUUUCAUUACUUUGAAAAGUAUAUAUGAUCACAAGGAAGAUUUGCAGGCAUUGAUGAUGGACAAAUAUUUCACUUCUCAUAAGUUAGCCAAAAGUGCUAAUGGAAAGAUUGUUAGUUCAAUUGUCUUGGAUAGUAAGUUUUGGCAAAAUUGUGUUACCACUGUGAAAAUUGUUGGUCCUCUUAUUAAGUUGUUGAGGCUUGUUGAUGCUGAUGAAAAAUCCUCUUUGAGAAUCUUGUAUGAAAGUAUACAAAGAGCCAAAAAUGCUAUCAAGACAAUGUUUAGAAAUCGAAAAGCUGCUUAUACGCCAUACACGAGUAUCUUGAAAAUGAGGUGGGAUAAGCAUUUGAAGCGUGAUCUCCAUGCGGCAGCGUACUUUUUAAAUCCAGGCAUUUUCUAUAGUGAAGAUUUUGUUGAGAAAGCAAAUAUUUUGAGAUCUUUACUUAAUUUGCUUGAUGUUAAAACACUUUGUGAUGAUUCAGUUGUCGCAAUGCAAGAGAUACAGCGGUAUCAAGAUUGUAAAAAAAGUUUUGGGAGAGAAAGUGCUAAGAGAGUGAUAUCAAGACUCGAACCUGUUUGUCUUCUUCAUCAAACCUAUUAUUCAUCUGGAUGUGAGAGGAAUUGGAGCCUUUUUGAACAAAUCCAUUCAAAGAGGAGAAAUCGGUUAGAGUAUCAAAGAUUAAGUGACAUUGUUUAUGUCACCUAUAACCUAUGUCUUCAAUCUGGGUUGCAUCGAAAGAAGAUGAAUUAUGAUCCACUUGACAUUCAAAGCAUUGACACGGUAGAUUUUUAG
This is a messenger RNA of Arachis duranensis, 969 nucleotides long. RefSeq lists its product as uncharacterized. The record is from RefSeq and is a predicted model, not a curated record. Bases 1 to 969 code for a protein of 322 amino acids. Lineage: Eukaryota; Viridiplantae; Streptophyta; Magnoliopsida; Fabales; Fabaceae. The transcript is spliced from 3 exons.